AUGAUGACCGGUGGCGAAUCUGGCGAUGAUAAAGACACGAAGCAAAAAGAAGAUGUGGAGAAAAGAAAUCAGGAGAUUCGUGCCAGUAUUCUAGCACAAAUUCUCGAUCAAGAUGCAAGAGCACGUUUGAAUACCAUUGCGAUCACAAAGCCAGAAAAAGCUAAAAUGGUUGAAAACAUGCUCAUCAACAUGGCUCAAACUGGACGUCUUGGACCAAAGCUGAAUGAAGAGCAGUUAAAACAAAUUCUCCUGCAGGUCUCUUCGGGUACUCAGAAAUCUACCACAGUAAAGUUUGAUCGUCGUCGCGCAGCUAUCGAUUCAGACGAGGAUUCACUUUAA
Messenger RNA from Schistosoma guineensis, 339 nucleotides. The record is from the annotation of a GenBank genome assembly. Lineage: Eukaryota; Metazoa; Platyhelminthes; Trematoda; Strigeidida; Schistosomatidae.